Messenger RNA from Notolabrus celidotus (New Zealand spotty), 1838 nucleotides. RefSeq names its product N-acetylgalactosaminyltransferase 7-like. The transcript has 14 exons. NCBI's taxonomy places the organism in Eukaryota, Metazoa, Chordata, Actinopteri, Labriformes, Labridae. The record is from RefSeq and is a predicted model, not a curated record. The coding region runs from base 66 to 1820 and encodes 584 amino acids. Gene Ontology annotation, cellular component: Golgi apparatus.
AAACCUCUCAGAUGGUUAGCUUCUACAGUUAACCUAGUGUAGCAUAAUCUGUUAGCGGCUUCAGCAUGAGGUGUAGGUUUGGCUUUAAGAGGCGGACUCUGCUGGUCGUGGCAACGUUUCUGGGUCUGGUGGUUCUAUGGUCCUCUCUGUCCCCCGAACCCAGCGAGGACAUCCCUUUGGGAAAUCAGGAGGAUGCUGCCCUGCCCAGAGCAGACCCUGCAGACCACUUUAAGCCUGUGGUGCCUUGGCCUCAUGUGGAGGGGGUGGAGGGCGACCUGCACGCCAUCAGACUCAAACGUGAGCCCAACAACCCAGAGAAACCAGAACAGCAGCUCAACCAGAAGCAGGUGAUCCAGCAGCAGUACGUGACUUUCAAACCCCACACUCACGCCUACACCAGCCCUGUACUGAAGAAAGGCAUCCUGGGAAACUUUGAGCCUAAAGAACCAGAGCCUCCGGGGGUCCCUGGUGGUCCUGGAGAGGAGUCCAAACCCUUUGUCCUGGGUCCAGAGUACAAAGACACCGUGCAGUCCUCCAUCAAGGAGUUUGGCUUCAACAUGGUGGCCAGCGACAUGAUCUCUCUGGACAGAAGCAUCAGUGACAUUCGCCAUGAAGAGUGUAAGUACUGGCACUAUGACGACAGACUGCUGACCUCCAGUGUGGUGAUCGUGUUUCAUAAUGAAGGCUGGUCUACACUGAUGAGGACCGUCCACAGUGUGAUCAAGAGGACCCCCAGGAGAUACCUGGCUGAGAUCGUCAUGAUCGACGACUUCAGCAACAAAGACCACUUGAAGGAGCGUCUGGAGGACUACAUCAAACAGUGGAACGGUCUGGUGAAACUGUUCAGGAAUGAGAAGAGAGAAGGACUGAUCCAGGCCAGGAGCAUUGGAGCCAACAAGGCCACUGAAGGACAGGUGCUGAUCUACCUGGAUGCUCACUGUGAGGUUGGAAUCAACUGGUACGCUCCUCUGAUCGCUCCUAUAGCAAAAGACAGGUCUCCAGCCAUGGCGGGGGGUCUGUUUGCUAUAGAGAGAGAGUUUUUCUUUGAGCUGGGUCUCUAUGAUCCAGGACUGCAGAUCUGGGGAGGAGAAAACUUUGAGAUAUCCUACAAGAUCUGGCAGUGUGGUGGUCAGCUGCUCUUCGUCCCGUGCUCUCGGGUCGGUCACGUCUACAGGCUGCCGGGUUGGCAGGGUAACCCCCCUCCUGCACACGUCGGGUCCUCCCCCACUCUGAAGAACUAUGUGCGUGUGGUGGAGGUGUGGUGGGAUGACUAUAAGGAUUACUUUUAUGCCAAUCGUCCUGAGACUCUUGGGAUGGCUUAUGGAGACAUCAGUGAGCUCAAACGCUUCAGGGAGGAGCAUCACUGCAAGAGCUUCAAGUGGUUCAUGGAGGAGAUCGCUUAUGACAUCCCUUUGCACUAUCCUCUCCCUCCUAAAAAUGUGGAGUGGGGGGAGAUCCGAGGCCUUGACACCAGGUACUGUAUCGACAGUAUGGGACACAAGAAAGAGGGCAGAGUGGAGAUCGGACCCUGCCACAGGAUGGGGGGCAACCAGUUGUUCCGUAUCAAUGAAGCUAACCAACUGAUGCAGUAUGACCAGUGUCUGACCAAAGGACUAGACAGCUCAUCUGUUAUCAUCACACACUGUGACCAGAAACAACACACUGAGUGGAAGUACUUUAAGGAUCUACAUCGGUUCACUCAUGUGCCAACAGGAAAGUGUCUGGACCGCUCUGACCUGCUCCACACAGUCUCCAUCUCAGACUGUGACACCAGUAAAACCAGUCAGAGGUGGGAGAUGAACAACAUUGUGGUUGUGUGACCGGCUGGGACUCGAACA